UGGCAGUUGACAGUGAAACACACCAUUUAUAGGGACUCUUGGCCUUGCCACACUACUCAUCAAAUGCAUAAAAUGGUGAGUGCAUCUUGAGCUAAAUGUGGAAAGCUGCACUCGACAUUCUCUCUUCCUUUUUUUUGGUCCUUGUCACAUUUGGCCAAUCAUGGAGUGCCAAGGCCCAACGGCACAUUCUUUGCAUAUCCACAAAUGUUGUGUGACUGUACAGACGUCAGGAGUUCAUGUGUCACACGGUCUUGUCACCCCCAACUCUCACAGCCUCACAUCUAUAGAUACCUGUCACAGUCCUCUUCGCAAAGUGCAUCAUUCUCUUUGAAAGACGCACAAGACAUUGAUUAUCAAUCAACACACGCAAAACCGCAGGGAACAAAAGAUUGAAAGUCAAUAGUGCGUCAACAACGAGCCUCCAUUCACUCACUCAGUCAAAUGAUCAUCAUCCUACCAGAACCACCAGCCUCUCUACCAUCCCCAUGAUUUAAGGAUCAUAAUGGGCCUGAGCAAGGGUGAUAGAGGUACGAUUGCAAAUUCAAUUCAUUAAGAACGCAGGGCUGGGAAAGAAAAAAACAACCAACAAGGAACCCGCGAUAUCAACAAGACUCGCACCCAGAACAUCUGGGAGCUAUUGAUGCCAAAAAAAACAAGUGCCAAAGACAAGUAAGUUUCAGCCCUCCUGCUUUGUGGACUCCGCCCUCCUGCUUUGUCGACUCCGCGAGCAACUCUUUUCCUCAGAGGAGACACUCUGGCUUCACACAACCGCCACUCUCCUCCUCUAUUGAGCUAUAACCACACUAACGUCCAAACCACUAGUUCCUCGACACAAAGUAGGGGAGGCACGAUGACAGCACGUGUUCAGAAAUUUGUGUAUAGGAGUGUGUGUAUGUGUGUGUGUGUGUGUGUGUGUGUGUGUGUGUGUGUGUGUGUGUGUGUGUGUGUGUGUGUGUGUUUGGCUCCAUGGAGAACAGCAACCAAAGGCCGUAUUGUGAGACAGUGCCACGUAAGCAGUGCCACGUCAUCAGUGCCACGUCAGACAGUGCCACGUAAGCAGUGCCACAUCAGCAGUGCCACGUCAGACACAGUGCCACGUCACCAGAGCCACGUCAGCAACAUGACGGGCCUGCCGGGCCAACUGGCCAAUGAGCCCAUUGCCGACUACAAAAAGCGUUUCCAUGCUCAGCUCGCUCUAAUCGAGGCUGAGGAACAACGCCAGCUGGCAGCCAAGGCUGCCCAGCUACAGGCUGAAGAAGCGGCAACAGCAGAGAAGCUGCGGCUACAGGCCGAAGCAGACGCAGAUGCCCAGGCUCGCCGCAAGGAAGCCCAGGCUCUGCUGCAGCGGCAUGAAGCCAACAGCAWCGASAAACUCAAGUACUGGCACUUUGAACCGAACGGCGACAAGGCAACACCGGAAGAGCAGCAUAAGGAGUUCAUGGCCAAGCUGGUGAGCAGGUUGGUUUACACGUGUAACCACCUACAGUCCGAGCUGGCAAACCUCCAGCGGGCCGUGCGGAAUCAUAAGACUCAGCACGAGGAUGCCACACGGGCACUGGACGCCCGUGUACUGGGCCUGGAACAGGCUGUACCAGGACCAGAUGCUGGGGCUUCCACCAGUGCAUCCUCUAGCCACCAACUGGAGGAACGCGUUGACCACGUAGUGGAAAUGCUCAGCGACAUCAGCACCUUCGCUGCGCCGACCACCAUCAACAGUCAGCUGCAUACCUUGAAGACCGAGGUCCAGCAGUUGCAGUCGACGAACGCGGAUGACAAUCCGACGAUGUACAAGAUGCCAACUUUCCAACUGGACAAGUUCGACGACUACACACAGCAGGAUCCGGUCCUCUGGUGGGAAGCAUUCACAACGCAACUCAGGAUUCUGCCCGUCGCCAAGCACGCGUACAUCGGCGCCCUGUUCCUGAACUCAAAGGGCGGAUGCCAGACCAGGUUGAGCCACCUGGCAACCACUCACGACGUCGACGUACCGGACUUGAAGGACAAAAUCACAUGGGAGGAACUGACACGGCUGUGGAAGAAGCGGUUCAUCGUCGACGAUGCGCUGGCACUCGCCAUUAACCGUCUGUUCACCAUGUCACAGGGCAACACUGCAACACGGGAUUGGCUCAUGGAGUGGCAGAAGAUUGCGGCAAUGCCCAAUCUGGAAUUGGCAUUCACGCAUCUACACAGUGAGUUCUACAACAGGUCCUGUGCGACAUUGAGCCAGGCUCUUGGUGAUCGCGAGCAGUACUCAACCUUCGCUGAGAUCAUUGACAAGGCGAGGGAAAUCAUCAAGACCAACAGGUCAGCUGCACACGAGAAGUCAACAUGGCAGCCGACCUAUGUGGAGAAGGUACGAACUGGUCCGCGACAACAGCACUUCGCUGAAGUCCAGUCGGACAGUGGAGAUAACCCAGCAGCCACUCCAGCAUCAAGUGACGGAGAUCAGGUGGCUGCUGUCCAGCCACGAAGCAACAACAAGUCCCGCAACAAUGGGAAGGCGAAAUCCGCAUCGCAGACCGAAAAUGGACAGCCAGUACAAGUUCUGUGGGUCAAGUUUGGCUUGACCGAGGCGGARUACAAGGUCCGCGGCCGCUACGGCAGCUGCUAUUGACUUGAAGAGCUCGACCCAUUGACGUUCACGGACUUCCAGUGGAUGCCCGUUCCCCCGACCGGACGAUUGCUGAAACCGCAUUGCAAUGUGCUCAUGGCACAAUUGCAAGAUUACUUGCACACUGCAGGACCAGCUCCGUUGAUGGACGCCGGAGCAGAGGUUGUCGACCUUCACGCUUACAUUGCGAAGAUCGACCGCGAGUUCAAGACGCAACGCUCAUCGCCAUACGAUGCUCCUGUUCUCUUCGUCCGGAAGAAGAACAAGGAUUUGCGGUUGUGCAUCGAUUUUCGCAAGCUCAACGCACAGACGAUCAGAAACGCCGGCCCUCUCCCACGCAUCGACGAUCUUCUCGAGCGACUGGGCGGCGCCAAGUUCUUCUCCGAGCUCAAUCUCAAGUCAGGAUAUCACCAACUCGAGAUUCGCAAGGAGGACCGUUACAAGACCGCGUUUAAGAUGCGAUAUGGGCAUUUCGAAUGGCUGGUUACGCCAUUUGGCCUUACGAAUGCCCCGACCACUUUCCAAGCGGCUAUGACAACGGAGUUCCGACACAUGCUGGAUCGAUACGUACUUAUCUACCUCGACGACAUCCUGGUGUACAACCGGAGUUUGGAGGAGCAUGUGAAACACUUGCGCACCGUUUUGGAGCAGCUACGACAAGCCAAGUACAAGGCCAGCCGCGACAAGUGCGAAUUCGCACAACAGGAGCUGGAGUACUUGGGGCAUUAUGUGACGCCGCAAGGCAUCCGUCCGCUCGCGGACAAGAUCGAGGCCCUACGAGUAUGGCCUGAGCCCACCAACACCACGGACGUUCGUUCAUUCAUGGGAUUGGCGGGCUACUAUCAGCGAUUCAUCACCGGAUACUCAAGGAUUGUUGCACCUAUGACGAGGUUACAGUCGCCAAAGGUGCCAUUCGUAUUCGAUGACGACGUACGCCGGUCAUUCCAAGCACUUAAGACGGCCAUGCUCAUGGCACCCGUCCUCAGCAUCUAUGACCCCACCUUGCCGACGAGAGUGACUACGGACGCUUCCGGCUAUGGCAUUGGGGCAGUCUUGGAACAGCACGACGGCGACGACUGGCACCCUGUGGAGUAUUUCAGCCACAAAGUGCCUCCCAUCAACUCGCUUGAUGAUGCAAGGAAGAAGGAACUACUCGCGUUCACAUGGGUUACGGAGAACAAUCCAUUGACCUACUACAAGACGCAGGAUACGGUGAGCAGCACUAUCGAACGGUGGAUGUACUUCAUCGACCAAUUUGACUUCACACCGAAACAUCUUCCCGGCCUCUCCAAUCGCGCAGCAGAUGCACUCUCGCGAAGACCUGAUCUUUGCGCUAUGACGCAUCAUGCCUUCGCAUUCGAUGAGGAGCUUCAGCGAUACUUCAUCCGGGCAUAUGAGUCUGAUCCGGACUUCGCCACGCUGUACGCACAACUAUCUUCGGAUCACCCGCCGGCCAGCCACUAUCGCAUUGCCGACGGAUACUUGCUCCUCCACUCGAGAGGCAAGGACUUAUUGUGUGUCCCACGCGACCGUCGUCUUCGGACUCGCCUUCUCGGGGAGUACCACGACUCGCGACUCGCCGGCCAUUUCGGAGUCAACCGCACUAUUGCACGGCUUCGACAGCGAUUCCGAUGGCCCGAYCUCAUUACCGAUGUCACUCGGUAUUGCGACUCUUGCGAAGUUUGCCGACGCAGCAAGCCCCGCAACCGCAAUCCCUACGGCGAGUUACACCCGAUGCCUAUCCCACGGGAACCCGGUCUCUCCAUUGCCAUGGACGUCACCGGUCCGUUUCCUUGCGACCGGCUCGGGCACGACGACAUCCUCACAGUUGUGGACCGAUUGAGUAAGUACGCGCGUUUUCUCCCUUGCAAGUGCUACUCCACGGCUCCCGAGCUGGCACGCCUCCURCACACUGGUUGGAUUUGUGGCCACGGUGUACCAGAAGACAUUGUCAGCGACCGCGACACUCGUUUCAUGUCGGCAUUUUGGACUGCUCUCAUGCAGGAGUCCGGCACAACAAUGAAACCAAGUUCGGCUCGGCAUCCACAGACAGACCGGCAGACGGAGCGGUCACAUCAAACCGCUCAAAUGAUGCUCCCUACGCUCAUCCGUCCGGACCAGAAAGAUUGGGUUGACCGCCUCCCCGACAUCGAGUUCGCCUACAACACUUCGGUGCAUCCGGCGAUCAGCGUGACUCCAUUCGAGUUGCACCACGGUGGACGGAAAGGCCGGAUCUUCGUUGACCUUCUCCUCCCUCGACCAUCCGACAUGGACGCUGCCUGCUCUCCCGCUUCCGUCCGAAAGUACAGGGAAUUGCUGACUCAAGCCCGCGCAAAUAUGCAAAAAGCUCAAGUCUGCAUGCAGCAGCAAGCCAACAGGCAUCACGUACCAUGUCCCAUCCGCGCCGGUGAUCUGGUUUGGGUCUCCGCUGAAGAGUUUGCACUGGAACAGGAUGUUUCACGCAAACUGCUUCCCAAGUGGUUUGGACCUUGGUCUGUGACAGCAGCCGCGGGCGAUGAGCCCGAUGGCCCUUCAUUUGUGAUCAACAUUCCACAGCAUCUGACGGUCCAUCCGGUCUUCCACGCCUCGAAGCUGGCAACAUACACGCCAGCCAAGAGCGACGACUUUCCGGGCCGACGAUCGCAGGACCCUCCUUCUAUGGAUGGUCGUCAGGAAGUUGACCGCGUCAUCUCCGAUCGCAAGUACGGCAGCAAACCGCGGCAGUACAAAGUCACAUUCAAAGCAUGCGAUCGCGACGACACUCGGUGGAUUUCAGGCGCAGAUUUGAAAGCAUCCGCACCGCUGAUCUACGCGCAUUAUGAAAAGCGGAGGUUAGCUCAGGAAGCUUCACGACCAGCACACGGGCCCUGCGGGGCCCGUCCCGGACAUUCAGCCUAAAAGCCUAAAACUUAGGGCUUACAGGCCCCGGUCGUUUCAGCCUGAAAGCUGAAAAACGAGGGCCUGCAGGCCCUACUCCGUU
This is a messenger RNA of Chara braunii, 5591 nucleotides long. The record is from the annotation of a GenBank genome assembly. NCBI's taxonomy places the organism in Eukaryota, Viridiplantae, Streptophyta, Charophyceae, Charales, Characeae.